Messenger RNA from Lycium barbarum (goji berry), 1191 nucleotides. RefSeq lists its product as uncharacterized. Gene Ontology annotation, molecular function: nucleic acid binding. The transcript is spliced from 4 exons. Bases 1 to 1191 code for a protein of 396 amino acids. The record is from RefSeq and is a predicted model, not a curated record. Lineage: Eukaryota; Viridiplantae; Streptophyta; Magnoliopsida; Solanales; Solanaceae.
AUGACAGGUAACAGUAGUGCCUUGUUUGUCUCACAUGAUUCACAACAAUGGAUCAUAGACUCAGGGGCUACUGAUCAUAUGACAUCUAAUUUAAAUCUCCUUGAUAAGAAUACUUUGCAUAAACCUGAGGUAACAAAAAGAGUAAUCUUACCAAAUAGAGAAGUCACUCAUAUGCAACACACUGGAACAAGUGCUAUAUCUCCUAAUAGUAGUGUUCACAAUAUUUCUGUCCUGUUCACUGGGAAAGUGAAGGAGAUUGGUAAAGAGGAUGAUGGUCUCUAUUAUCUCAUAAGGUCAAAGCUCAGACUCACAAAAGAGCAGAUACUUGGAUAUGGGUUAACAUCAGCUUGCAACAAUGAUGAUAAUAUUAGUCUAUGGCAUAGGAGAAUGGGUCAUGCACUUGCUACUGUGCUACAAAAAUUGUUUCCUACUAAACUGUCUAGUAUUACUUUUCUAAUAAAUAAUUGCACUGUGUGUCCUUGUGCAAGAAAUCUUGUCCAUAUACCCCUAAAGAAAAGCAUUGCUGAGAGAAAACAUAGACAUAUCCUUGAACUCACUAGAGCUAUGAGAUUUCAAGCUCAUAUGCCCUUAAGACUUUGGGGUCAUCGUAUACAGGCUGUUGUUUACAUUCUAAACAGGUUACCAUCUACUGUUCUUAACAAUAUGUCUCUGUAUGAGGAGCUAGUGCACAAGAAACCAUCACUGAUAACACCAUCUACAACUCUAUUUGCUCCACCUAUAUCUGUGUUUGAGGAUAGUGAUGCUACAGUUAAGAGACCUACUAACAAUGCUCAAGUAUCUGAGAAUACAGAUAUCUUCCCUACUGAUAGGAGUGUGGAAGUUCCUGAAAAUCAGAAUGCAGCUCCAGAAGUAGUUCAACUUGUUCACAAUCAGUUGCCAGCUCCAGCUUUAGAGAAUGCACAGCCAAGAAUGCAACCAAAUUCUAAACCUCUGAAACAGUCAACUAGAGGGAAGCAUCCACCAUGUUGGAUGAAAGAGUUUGUCUCUCUUAAUGUUCAUGAGGAUGUUCCUUUUGCUAUAUUCAAAUACAUAUCAUGUGAUCAUUUAUCCUCUGAUUAUAAAGCCUUUAUUUCUGCUAUUUCAAAUACUACUAAACCUAAAACUUUUGUAAAAGCUAAAAGAGAUCCAAAGUGGGUAGAAGCUAUGCAAGCAGAAAGAGAUGCACUAUAG